Messenger RNA from Lactuca saligna, 1515 nucleotides. The record is from the annotation of a GenBank genome assembly. NCBI's taxonomy places the organism in Eukaryota, Viridiplantae, Streptophyta, Magnoliopsida, Asterales, Asteraceae.
AUGUCCUUAAUUCACGACUCAAAAGAACUCCAUAUCAUCUUCCAAAUCCAUGCAUUCCUUCUAAAAACUUCCUUACAAUCCGACAACUUCAUCAUCACCAAGCUGCUUCGGAACUUCUCUUUGAAUUCUUCAAACAAUUUGCUUUAUGCCAGAUCCCUUUUUGACGAAAUGCAAUGUCCAGACACAUUUCUUUGGAACACCAUGAUCAGAGCUUACUUAAAUUCCCAAAACCACGACGAAUGUCUGUCUUUAUUUCACCAGUUGCGUCGCCAAGAUCACCUCUUUAUAGACAGUUUCAGCCUCUCUCUUGUGGUUCAAGCGUGUGGGAGGUCGGGUUUUCUUCAAAACGGUCAAACGAUACAUACCCAGGUAUUGAAACUUGGUUUUGGGAAUGAUCUCUUUGUCCAGACGGGUCUCACUGAAAUGUACGUGAAAUUCGGGUGGAUAGAAUAUGCGAGGAAGGUGUUUAGUGAAAUGAAAGAUCCAGACUUGGUUUCGUAUAAUGUAAUGCUAGCUGAGUAUGUAAGGAUUGGGGAAAUAAGUUUAGCACGCCAACUGUUUGAUAAAAUGUCUCAAAGAGACUUGGUUUCAUGGAACAUCAUGAUCCAUGGUUAUGCCUCACUUCCCCAUGGAGAUAAAGAUUUGGUUUCUUGGAGCAAGCAGUCUCACGAGGCUUUGAAUCUCUUCCAUGAUAUGCAAUUAGCUAACUUUUUACCUGAUAAAAUCACAAUUGUGAGUGUCUUAUCUGCAUGUGGAGAUUUAUGUGCUUUAACUACAGGCAUGAAAGUUCACAAGUACAUAAUUCAAAACCGAAUCGAAAUAGACAUAAAGCUUGCAACUUCCCUCGUCAACAUGUAUGCAAAAUGUGGAGAUAUAAACACCGCAUUGAAAGUUUUCAAUGACAUAAAAAAGAAAGAUGUUUUCUUAUGGAGUGCUAUGAUCAUGGGGCUUUCAAACCAUGGGUAUGGUGAUCUUGCACUCGAUCAUUUCAACAAUAUGAUAAAUGAAGGAGUUAAACCAAAUGGUGUCACCUUUAUAGGUGUUUUAAGUGCUUGUAGUCAUAUUGGUUUAGUGGAUAAAGGGUGGGAAUACUUUAACUCCAUGAGUUAUGUAUAUGGAUUAACACGAGAAAUGGAACAUUAUGGUUGCAUGGUUGAUAUUUUGAGUCGUGCAGGACAUUUAGAUAAAGCCAAAGAUUUAAUCAUGAAUAUGCCUUUUGAACCGGAUGUGGUGGUUUGGAGAGGGCUUCUUGGGGGAUGUAAGAUUCAUAAAAAUGUUGAAAUAGGUGAAGAAGUUAAUAGGAAAAUAAUGGUAUUAGAAGGUUAUGAUGAUGGAAAUUAUGUGUUGUUAUCGGAUAUAUAUUGUGAAGGUAAGAGGUGGGAGGAAGCUGUAAACGUUAGGAAGAAGAUGGAAGACGUUAGAAUACAAAAGUCUUCUGGAAUGAGUUCAAUCGAGGUUGAUAUCACACCCAAUCAAGAUCUAGAUCUGACAGACAUACUGUAUCAAAAUUCAUAA